AUGGUGAGCUGUGGAAGGCGCCGCCUUAUGCUGGCAGUUGCGUUGCUGUGCGUGUUGGUAGUGCUCAAGCUGUGGUUUGUGGCCGACCCGAACCCGAAUGCGAGUCCCGUGUUCGUGGUCACUCCUCGCCGCGGCCAGGGAGGGCGCACGCACGCGGCCUCGAAGGAACUGCAGACGCAGACGGGGAUGGAGGUGCCACCUGAACGUCUCUGGCACCUGGAUCUCAAAGGAGGCGCUCCGCUCGUGCCUUUCAUCGAGGGCAUGAUGAGCCUGGCGGCGCGGGCAGGCGCCACGGGCGUUCUCUUGGACCUGAAGGACGUCGCGCGCAUCAUGCAGGCCGCGAAGGGCGCCGGUCUAAGUGUGAUCCACCUGGUGCAGAGUCUCGGCCAUAUGGAGUACGCCCUCAAGCAGCAGAGGUGGGCGGACCUGCGCGAGGGAGAAAGCCCGGGGGAGGCGUGCCCCACCAACCCUGGAACGGCGCGUCUGGUGCUGGAGGCCGUCGACCAGAUCAUGACGGCGGCGCCAAGCCACUUCCUUCACAUCGGCGCUGACGAAGUGUUCACGCUGGCCCAGUGCCAGCGGUGCCGCUCGAAGGGCGUGGCGCCGCUCCAGCUGUACGUGGACCACGUGGCCCAAGUGGCUCGCACGGCCAAGGCCCGGUGGGGACGUCAAAGUGUUGAUCUGGGAACGACAUGCCUCCGCCACGCGUCGUCCUCCAUGGCGGGCGUGGCGUGG
Molecule: messenger RNA, 735 nt
Organism: Penaeus monodon (black tiger shrimp)
Lineage: Eukaryota; Metazoa; Arthropoda; Malacostraca; Decapoda; Penaeidae
Product: hexosaminidase D-like
Exons: 2
Biological process (GO): carbohydrate metabolic process
Molecular function (GO): hexosaminidase activity
Source: RefSeq, a predicted model, not a curated record